Molecule: messenger RNA, 1161 nt
Organism: Mangifera indica (mango)
Lineage: Eukaryota; Viridiplantae; Streptophyta; Magnoliopsida; Sapindales; Anacardiaceae
Product: 3-oxoacyl-[acyl-carrier-protein] reductase FabG-like
Exons: 5
Coding region: 166-966 (266 amino acids)
Source: RefSeq, a predicted model, not a curated record
CCUCCUCCUUCCGAGUUGGAUUAAAACAAAUAAAUACUUGUUGAGUGAAACUCGUCUUUCGCCCAGCCUAACUGUAAAUCGAUGACUACUUGUCCAUUUUUUUGAAGAUUCUCGUUUCAGUUUAUUGAACAGUGGAUCACUUUUUCCUUCUCACAGGUUUUAAGAAUGGAAAAUCCUGUGAAGAAAGUGUUGCUUACCUCUGACGGAGACGAGAUUUCCCAAAACAUUGCUUUCCAUUUAGCCAAACGGGGAUGCAGAUUGGUUUUGAUGGGGAACGAGAAGCGCCUUCAAAGUGUUGCGGAGAAGAUAAAAAGUAUUGUGAAGAUUGCUGAAGCAGUUGAAGUGGUUGGAGUAGAUAUAGAAUGUGAGGACGAAGCAGCUUUUGAUGAGGCGGUAGAUAAGGCUUCUCGAAUUUUGGACAAUUUGGAUGCUUUGGUGCAUUGCUAUGCGUAUGAAGGAAAGAUGCAAGAUCCGCUAGAAUUAGCUGAGGAAGAGUUCAGAAAAUUAGUGAGAAUCAAUUUCAUGGCGUCGUGGUUUCUUUUAAAGUCAGUUGGCAGAAGAAUGCGAGCCAACAAUGGAGGAGGUUCCAUCGUAUUCUUGACGACAAUAAUAGGGGCUGGGAGAGGACUUUAUCCAGGAGCCGCUGCCUAUGGUGCAUGUUCAGCAGGUGUGCAGCAGUUAGUUAGGACAGCAGCACUGGAGCUUGGAAAAUACAAGAUCAGGGUUAAUGCUAUUGUCCGCGGUUUGCACUUGCAAGAUGAAUAUCCGUUAGCAGUGGGGAAGGAGAGGGCAGAGAAGUUAGUGAAGGACACAGUGCCAUUGCAGAGAUGGAUGGAUGUCGAAAAUGAUCUGGCCUCGACCGUCGUCUAUUUAAUCAGUGAUGGUUCACGGUACAUGACUGGAACGCCUAUAUUUGUCGAUGGAGGGCAGUCUCUAACUAGGCCUAGGAUGCGAUCUUUCAUGUAAUUUGUAAUCUUAUUUCAUUCAUAUCAUCAAUUCAAUUCAACUCUCGCUCAGUUGAGUGGCAUUAUUCUUUCUCAAGGAAAAGCUAGUUGGCCUUAUUCCAGAUUAUUUGUAAGUCAAAAUAAGAGAACAAGGAGACCAAAUCCUUCUUUAUUGAUUCAUUAGAAGAUAAUUUGGUACAAGUUUUAGUCCUGUGAA